Molecule: messenger RNA, 4278 nt
Organism: Trichoderma asperellum CBS 433.97
Lineage: Eukaryota; Fungi; Ascomycota; Sordariomycetes; Hypocreales; Hypocreaceae
Source: RefSeq, a predicted model, not a curated record
AUGGCGUCGAGAGCUUACCAGCUUGAGAUGCUCGAGCAGAGCCUCAAGCAGAAUGUGAUUGUUGCUAUGGACACGGGCAGUGGCAAAACUCAAGUGGCUGUACUUCGCAUCAAAGCAGAAUUGGAGAAAUGCGACCCGGAAAAGAUUAUCUGGUUUAUUACGCCAACUGUUUCGUUGAGUGCUCAGCAGCAUGUAGUACUGAAGCUGCAGAUUCCCUCCGUGCCCAUGAAAAUGCUGGCUGGCAACCGCCAUCUGCCCACUUGGGGGCAGGACAUCUGGAGUGCCCUUCUGGAGAAGACUCGAGUUGUGAUCACUACACCCCAGAUUCUCCUGGAUGCUCUUGACCAUGCGUACAUUCACAUGGGACACCUGGCUCUGAUUGUAUUCGACGAAGGUAUGCGCAGCUUUCCUGGCUUUGAAUGUUUUGAAUGGCUGACAUGUCUUGGUCCAAAUCUAGUCCAUAACUGCAUUGGCAAAAACCCUGGCGGCAAGAUCAUGCAGAACCAUUACCAUCCAUGCCUGCUGGCUGGCAAGAGCGUGCCCUCGAUAUUGGGUUUGACAGCAACCCCCAGCAUUCAAUCUAACGCCACAGAUCUCCCGGUUUUGGAGCAGCUGAUGGAUGCAAGAUGCAUCUCUCCCACCCUGCACCGUGACGAGCUCGUCAAAUGUGUCAAGCGACCCAAUAUCCAGCAUAAAAUCUACCUGCCUGCCGAAGAACACUCUACUCCUGCCAUGAAAUCUCUUCAUCAGGCUUACAGUGAUCUAGAUAUCAAUACAGACCCUUUUGUGGUGUCGUUGAUAAUAGAACCUUCGGAGAAGAAUCAGCGUUUGCUAGAGAAAACGAUUCAGAAGCGCGACACCUUUACGCAAACUCAGAUGAAGACAUUUUGCUCGCAGUCGCAGGGGGUAUGCCAACAGCUUGGGCCUUGGGCUGCUGACCUUUUCAUCUGGAAGAGCAUAUCGGCUUAUCUUGAUAAAGUAGAUUCGGGCGACUUAUUUUUUGACCAGUGGUAUCAGUGUCGUGACCGUGAAAAGAAAUAUCUGGCCGACGUCUUUCGUCGAGUCGACAUCAAGCCCCCUCCCAAGACUCCGCAAGACAUAAGCGACAUUUCAGACAAAGUUCUUAUGCUCUUGGAAGAGCUCUUGUCAAUGGAUGAAUCGAACACGGUGGGAAUCAUCUUUGUCGAAGAGCGGGUCAUGGUGAAGAUGCUCGCCGAGAUCCUCUCCGUAAACCCCGCCGUCACAAAAAAGUACAAAAUUGGCACCAUGGUUGGAUCUUCCAGUUAUUCAUCGAAGCGAAAAGUCGUGUAUGACUUUGGAGAAAAGGGAGAUAUCAAGGCCCUGCAGAAUUUCCGCUCUGGCAAGAUUAACCUGCUCAUUGCAACCUCCGUCUUGGAAGAGGGGAUUGACGUUCCUGCCUGCAAUCUCGUCAUCUGCUUUGAUGUCCCAAAGACUUCAAAAUCAUUUAUACAGAGGCGCGGGCGGGCUCGAAUGAAGGACUCGAAACUUGUCAUUUUCUUUGACCAAGAUAACCCAGCGUUGCAGAAAUGGGAUGAGAAAGAAGAAGAGAUGAAGAAGCUUUUUGAAGAUGAACAGAGAGAAAUUCAGAAACUAGAGAUGAUGGAAAAUUCCGAGAGCCCAAGCAGCAUAUGUUACACUCACCCAUCGACUGGAGCGAGACUCGACUUUGACAAUGCCAAAUCGCACCUCGAGCAUUUUUGCAGGGUGCUAUCGCCGACAGAGUUUGUUGACAGCCGGCCAGAUUACAUUAUUCACAAAGACCCGGAUUCUGUUGCCUUGACGGCCACUGUUUUGCUUCCGCCGUUUAUUCCCGUGGAUCCGAGGCAGUAUAACAGUUUGUCUUCGUGGAAAUCAGAAAAGAAUGCCACCAAAGAUGCUGCCUUCCAAGCCUACAUGGCUUUGAACGAUGCCGGGCUCCUGAACGAAAAUCUGUUGCCGUUCAAAGCUGAUGAGAUCCCCGGUAUCGAUAAUCGAGCAUCUGAUGUGGCUGUUGAGCCCAUGAUGAAUCCAUGGCAUCAUAUCGCCCGUGCAUGGCGAGAAGCCGGCGACAAAUGGCUAUACUCUAUUACUUUCACCGAAGAAGAUGGCCAGGUGAUUGACGAAUAUGAGAUGCUGCUGCCUGUAAAGCUUGAUCAGCCUCCACCUCUGCACUUGUUUCUCGAAAGAGGCCAUAAGCUGGAGCUGCGGUUCACCGAAGGGAGGGCUGUGCCGCAUGACCAGGUUGCGUCUUUGCCAGACCAUACCUCAACUCUCCUCGCGCUGCAUUUCUGCCAUAGGUGGCCGAAAGAUGAACUCCACAACGGAGAACGAGAACACGUGGUACGAAUUUGGGCAAAAGGCAAAUCGCUCUCAAUGGACCAAAUUGGCACAGUUGAGUUUGAUCCGUUCGAUGAAGAUGUGAAAAACGGACAGUAUCUUAUACGAGACAACAUCAACUCUCCCUAUAUAUACAAGGAUAUAAUCGAAUGCAAACCGUCUAUAAGCCUGGUGCAGAACGCCUUUUACGGGUACGAAAAAGCCCCCGAAAAGGGGCCUUAUCUCGUGCUUAAGAAGUGGACACGGAGAACUGAUUUCCUGCACCGCAUGCAGGGGGACCCCCAAAAAGAGCAAGCUAGCAGCAGGCCUUACUCGCGGGUGUAUCCCAUGGAUUGGGCAAUGGUUGAUUCCAUACCGGCGAGGCAUGCAAUGUUUGGUAUGAUGAUACCCACGAUUAUACAUGAGCUGGGCUUGAUGCUCAUGGCCAGGGAGCUGGCCACCACUGUUCUUAAGCCAGUCGGGUUGUCGGACUGGGGUUCAGUUAGAGAGGCUAUAUGUGCGCGGAGUGCUAAUGAGCCGAUGAAUUAUGAAAGAGUAGAAUUUUUGGGCGAUUCUAUUCUCAAGAUUUGCACUUGCAUACAAGCUGCUGUUACCAAUCCCGACUGGCCUGAGGGCUACCUAUCAUACUGGAGAGACCGACUUAUUUCCAACGUAAGACUAUACCGAGCAGCAGUUGACUUUCGGCUGCCUAGGUACCUUGUCACAAAGCCUUUCACAGGUCAGAAGUGGCGCCCGUUGUACUUGGAGGACAGCCUACAGGAGGACGUUAAUGCUCCUGCAUCCGAGAGGAGGCUUUCGACUAAAACACUCGCAGAUGUGGUUGAAGCAUUGAUUGGAAUCUCAUACAAAGAGGGAGAUAUCGCCAUGGCGGAGAAAUGUAUCGCCUUGUUUCUCCCGGAAAUCGAAUGGAAUGGCGUGGAAAAGGGUAGAAAGAUCCUUCUGAAUAGAGUGCCGCCGAAUGAGCCCCUUCCGCCGAUUUUGGAGCCCCUGGAGAGGCUACUUGGAUACACCUUUCAGCGGAAGGCUCUUUUGACAGAGGCUUUGACGCACGCCUCAUACGUGGCGGACAAUGUGGUGGACACUGGCAAGCGAUCCCUCGAAAGGCUGGAAUAUUUGGGCGAUGCUGUUCUUGAUCACAUUGUUGUUACCAAAAUCUUUAAAGUGGUGCCGGAGCUGCCCCAUUAUACGAUGCACACGUUGAAAACAGGCCUGGUGAAUGGCGAUUUUCUCGCGUUUAUGACGAUGGAGCACGGCUUGAAGUCCGUCGAGGCCGUCGUGACGGACGAAGGCGACGUGGAGCACGAAGAAACGCAUACUUACCUGUGGCAGUUUAUGCGGCACGCGGCGAAUUCCAUUGGAAUUGAGCAGUUGGCGACUGUGACGAGACAUGCGGCCUUGCGGGGCAAGAUUAUCGACGCCAUGGAGAACGGCACGCACUAUCCCUGGGCUCUGCUGGCGGCACUGAAUCCAAAGAAGUUUUACUCUGAUUUGUUUGAGGCGGUGCUUGGCGCGGUAUGGAUCGACUCGGGAUCGCUGGAGGUGUGCGAGGCUGUGUGUGGCCGGUUUGGGCUCCUGAAGUACUUGGAUCGGCUGCUGCGUGAUCGUGUACACGUGCAGCAUCCGAAGGAAGAGCUGGGCAAGUGGGCGAAUUCCGAGACUGUGGUUUACGAUUUUCAUACUGAAGACAUUGCUGAGUCUCCUGGCGACAAGGAGUUCUUUUGUAAGGUUGUGAUUGGGGAGAGGGUGGUGGUGGAGGCUCGGGGAGGGAUCAAUAAGGAGGAGAUUAAGACGAAGGCUGCGACGGAGGCGGUGAAGAUUUUGGCGGAGGAGAAGAGGCAGAGAGAUGCGGUGGCCAAGGCUAAGGCGGAAGCUGAAGCUGAAGCUGAAGCCGAUGGUGAUGUUGUGAUGGGUGAAGCGAGUGUGGGUUUUGACGACGUUUGA